Neocloeon triangulifer is the source of this 1296-nucleotide messenger RNA. RefSeq names its product chitin deacetylase 8 (gene Cda9). The record is from RefSeq and is a predicted model, not a curated record. Gene Ontology annotation, biological process: carbohydrate metabolic process. Gene Ontology annotation, molecular function: hydrolase activity, acting on carbon-nitrogen (but not peptide) bonds. The transcript has 7 exons. The coding region runs from base 44 to 1186 and encodes 380 amino acids. NCBI's taxonomy places the organism in Eukaryota, Metazoa, Arthropoda, Insecta, Ephemeroptera, Baetidae.
UCAGAAAUUGGCACAACUUAACGCAAGUGAUCUCACAAUCAGAAUGAAAUUGGGACUUCUUUUAAUUUUGGGCCUUGUCGGGGUCCAAUGCGCCCAAAUUAGACCAAGGGUCGCUCCCGAUUGUGACCCUGGCGUAUGCAACGGACAAAAUUGCCGCUGCUUCAACCCUGGCGUUACUCCAGGAGGUUUCACUCCCAGAGACAUCCCUCAGAUUGUGUUGGUCACUUUCGACGAUGCCACGUCCAGGCUGUUGUACGACAACUACUACUCCGAUGCAUUUGUCGGCAGAAACAAUCCAAACGGCUGUCCCGUCAAAGCAACAUUUUUCAUGUCCCAUGAAUACACCGAUUACCAAGUCGUCAACCUCCUGAGGAAUCAGGGUCACGAAAUCGCCCUCCACUCUAUUUCCCACACUACUUCACCAGACUAUUGGACAACAGCGACCGCAGCUGCUUUGGCAAGUGAAUUCAAAGAUCAGAGGGACAUGGCUGCGCAUUUCGCUAACAUACCAGCAAGUGAGAUCCAGGGAAUCAGAACUCCAUUCCUCCAACUAGGAGGAGAUGCCACUUUCCAAAUGAUCACCGAUAACAAUUUUCUGUACGACUGUUCCUGGCCCACCCAAACUUAUAUCGGCGACGGACUCUAUCCAUAUACCUUGGAUUAUCUGAGCAAACAGGAUUGCAGCAUUGGUAUUUGCCCGACUGAAUCUCAUCCCGGCGCUUGGGUCCUCCCCAUGGUAGACUGGCUUGGUUCAAAUGGAAAACCUUGCGCAAUGGUUGACACUUGCAUCAACGGUGCAACAAAUGAGGCUGAGCUACUCAAUUUCAUCAAGGGAAACUUUGAUCGUCACUACAACGGUUUCAGGGAACCUUUUGGUUUUUACGUCCACGCAGCCUGGUUCAGCGCCAAUGCCACAAAUUACAACGCUUUCAAGUCAUUCCUCGAUUAUCUUGGUACGUUAAAUGAUGUUUACCUCGUUUCUGCCAAGCAAGCUAUUGAGUGGACGAAAAAUCCAACAAACAUUGGUGGAGCCGCCAACACUUUUGCUUGUCCAAGCAUCACACCCGCCGAAUGCACCAAGAAAACGUGUACCUUGCAGAAGCCUAACGAGGGCGAACGAAUCAUGGUCUCUUGUGUACCUUGCCCUCCCAAUUACCCGUGGGUGGGAAAUCCCUUGGGCCAAUAAACUGAAGUUAUGCAAUAGUUACGUAAUAUUUUAAACUUUAUUAGAUGGUCUUAGUAGUUGCUAAAGUGAUGUAAUCUAAAAAAUAAAAAUUUAUUAACUAAAUGAAAAAA